AAGAGAACAAGUAAAACAAAGCCAAGGCCCUCGCCCUUACGCUCUGAGGCGAGGGUGCUAAUCAAUAAAUGCAUUUAUCUUGAAUCAUAUUCAUUAUUACAAACUCAUUUAAGGGAGUGGUGAAUACGGAGAGCAGGUGUGCUGUGUAUGUGUGAGUCUGUACUUUUAUAAAGAGCUACAUUGUAUUGUUUGUUUACUUGUUUCCUUCUGUAUUUUUCUCUAGUUUAUUCUUUCGUAUCUAUUCUUGUAAGGGUUUGGUACACAGGACCCCUUGAAAAUUAGAUGUUGUACCUCAAGGGGCUUAUUCUCCUGUUUGAAUAGAUAAAACUUCCUCCUGAAAUAUUUGAGAAGUUGACUAAACUUCCUCUCUGACUUAAGUUUGAUGUUGUUUCCUUGCUCUUAAAAUGCACACGACUGAACUAACUCAGCCCUGCCAUCAUUUAGAUCUUAUCACAGACUUGGUAUGAAGGUAUCUCAAUAUAGAUUUCAUCUGAAAUAUAACACAUGGUUUAAUUUGAGUGAAAAUGAGUCAUUAGUCUUAAAUAGGAUGUCUCGCAGCCAACACAGAUUAUGAUAGUAGAUAAAAAAGAAAUACAACAAUCGUCCAUACUGCCCUAUUUAUGAAAUUAUGACAUUUAACAUUUUUUGACAUAUUACAUUUUGCUUUUAUUUGAAAUCCAGGUACAAAGAAAGUAUUCCUUUGCAAAAAAAAGUCAAAACAGUAAAAAAUAAAAUAAAAAUCUACAAAAUUUUCACAAAAAUGUGUUGAAUUCAGAAUCACAGCUGGGCAGGUGAUCUUCCACCUGAGCUCUUGUAACUUCUAAUAACUCCCAUCUUAAUUAAUCACUUUUUUUCCAUCAGAGUUGGUGGACACUGUUUUCAUCCUGUUUUACUGCUACCUCAAAGCUGUCACUCAGUCAUAGACGUUUAUUUGACUGCAUUACCAAUUUAGGAUAUGUUAUAUGUACAACAGUGCUUUGACAGGAAGGGGUUGACCACUGCAUGUGUCAUAAGACAUGACAAACUGUCUGGUCUGUUGGCCAAUUGGGUGGGAGAGAUAGUUUGUGUAGAGCCUCUAAGACCCUCCCUCUCACAUCUUCUGUUUACUUAAAUAGGAAGCCGCACAGGGAUGAACAGCACUGCAACAACAGAACAACAAUUUUUGAUUCAAUCAAAAGAAGACCGAGGGGUCGUCUUAGAAGAAAGAGCAAAGAUUUCAAAAAGGCAAAAAAUCUUUAGGAAGCAGAAACAAAACUAGAGGCGAAGAUGAAUCUGUUAUUCAUCACUUCCAUCUUCAUGGCGCUCACUGUCAGAGUGGCAUUUUCUCAAAGGAGAAGCAAAGAACUGAUGUGUCUAUCUGGGGAUGGCAGCAGUUACAGGGGAAUGGUGCGCAGGUCUGUUAAUGGGAACAGGUGCCUCAACUGGAACAGGAUUGAUCACCCCUGGGGCACUCACACUGGAGUUGGAAACCAUAAAUACUGCAGGAAUCCUAACCAAAGCAUGAAACCAUGGUGUUAUGUUAGAAAAGGAAGAAGAAUUUCCAAGGAAUUCUGUGAUGUUCCUAAAUGUUCUACAUCAACAUUUAUGCCAACAGUAAAGCCAACUUCAGUCCCUCUUCCAGUGGACACAGAGUACACGUGUGGAGAACGGAAUCAGCAGAGGAUGCAUAAAAUCGUGGGGGGAUCUUUCACAACCGUUGAGUCACAACCUUGGAUUUCAGCUAUUUUUCUAAAGAAUCGUUUUCUUUGUGGCGGCUCUCUAAUCUCACCUUGCUGGGUCCUCACAGCUGCCCAUUGCUUCCCUGAUGAAAUUGAUCCCAGAGCCGAGGAUCUGUCUGUGUUUCUGGGAAAGAGUGCCAUCAAUGACACGGAUGCUGAAAGGGAGCAGAAAUUUACCGUGGAGAAAAUGAUCGUCCACCCAAAGUUUAACAACUUUAACAACGACAUAGCACUGCUGAAAAUCCGAAGCACAAAAGGAGGCUGUGCAGUGAAGACGCCAUCAGUACGCACAGUUUGCCUUCCUCCACUUCACACACAGCUUCCUCCGGGAUUCAAGUGCACCGUGGCAGGAUUUGGAAGAGAAUCAUUUGAGUCCUGGGACUAUUCACAGAUCCUGAAGCAGGCUGAUGUGAAUCUGAUGUCCAGCACUGAGUGUAAAAGAGAACCAAAUUACCAAAGUAUUUUAACUGAGAACAUGUUGUGUGCUGCCAGCCCAGAUUGGAGCACAGAUGCAUGCAAGGGUGACUCUGGUGGUCCUCUGGUGUGUCAAGCCUCAGGCCGCACGUUUCUGUUCGGGGUGGUGAGUUGGGGUGAUGGCUGCGCCACCGAGAACAUGCCAGGCGUUUAUACAAAAAUCACCAACUAUAACAAGUGGAUCGCAGAACAAACAGGACUCACCGAGUACACAAAUGGAUCAAUGUAUCCCUUAAAAUGAAACUAUAGUUAAUAUAAUGUAAUCUAUCAGGUUUUAUAUGUUUCUGAAAGGAAGUUUGGCAGUUUGUAUAUCCAGCUUGUGCAGCUUUUUAUAGUGAUGAUGAAGACAAUGAUGAUAAACAUGCAACAAAUCAGCUCAUGUGUUUUUGUAACUGUAUUGUAUUUAUUUAUUUUGUAAAGAUUUUCUAUGUGAACAUGUGCGGUUUAACCUCUCAAGACCUGACAACCAUAAUGAGUUGUAGUACUACAGUAGUUAUUUAUACUUAACUAGGGCCCUAUGAUUACAUGUGGAAAGGGUUAGCUCAAACAUUGGCUCAGGUCUUAGAGGUUAAUGACGCAAAAGCAAUAAGUAUUAUUAAUAAUCUUUAUUUUUUCAAGAGCAGCUGGCAGGUCCUGUUGUUAAUUUAUUGUUCUGUUCUGACUUGCAAAUUUAAUGUAAUAUAUAAGGAAUUUCAUAAAUAUAUUUAAGUAAACUUUUAUUACACAGUUGUGUUUCACUUUUAUAAUCUUGAAAAACAAUGUUUUGUAAAAAAUAAUUUAAAGUUUCUUAAAGCAUUUAUUUUUUGAAGUUGUUUGACUUUUCCAUGUCAAUUUCAUAAAGCAAAAA
This is a messenger RNA of Oryzias melastigma (Indian medaka), 3039 nucleotides long. RefSeq names its product plasminogen activator, urokinase a (gene plaua). Gene Ontology annotation, biological process: regulation of cell adhesion mediated by integrin; plasminogen activation. The record is from RefSeq and is a predicted model, not a curated record. NCBI's taxonomy places the organism in Eukaryota, Metazoa, Chordata, Actinopteri, Beloniformes, Adrianichthyidae. Gene Ontology annotation, molecular function: serine-type endopeptidase activity. The coding region runs from base 1267 to 2433 and encodes 388 amino acids. The transcript has 11 exons.